This is a messenger RNA of Ceraceosorus bombacis, 1522 nucleotides long. Lineage: Eukaryota; Fungi; Basidiomycota; Exobasidiomycetes; Ceraceosorales; Ceraceosoraceae. The record is from the annotation of a GenBank genome assembly.
AUGUCGGAAUCAUUGAUCUUUCACCAAGACAGCGUGAGCUUGCAUCGGAAGCUUUCAGAGGAGCUUAUUCUUCUUGCGACAUCCUCGCUGACUUGACGCCUCGUCUCUACAUACUUCCUGGCAGCCGCUGAAUGCGGAAACGACGUUGCAAGUCCUCUGCCAGCACCUCAUCACGCCCAUCGAGCACGCAUUUCACCGCAACCACGGCGAGCUACUUUCGCAAGAGGCGGUGCCUAAGCGCAUCAACUUUUCAUGCACUGCCAAGCUGCCUUUCGCCGUUGCGAAUCGCACAUUUGAGCUGGACGACUUUGCAGAGAAAGAGACGCUUGUAGCGGUGCUCGAAUGCGCAGGCAACCGUCGUAGCGGAAUGAGCUUGGGUGGGGCCAAACCUGAAGGACUGCAAUGGGGUCCCGGCACCAUUUGCAACGUAGAAUGGCAAGGUGCGUGCGAUGAACAAAUUGCUUUUUUGGAUAUUGACCUUUGGUGACUGAUCACUUCUGAUUUGGGCGCCCCGCGCGUCCAGGUACGCCUCUGCGUUCCAUCUUGGUCAAAUUGCUUCCGGCCGAAGCCAUCGCUUCGACAGAGUGGGCGCGCAAUUUGUAUUUGCACAUCAUCUCGGCGCAAUCGGAUGAUCAAGGCGCAUUUGCAGCUUCACUACCACUCAACGAGAUCCUCUCGCACGACUGUCCGGCACUGUUAGCUCACGCAGCGAACGGUGCGCCGCUGCCUCACCCACACGGUCCUCGGGCAGUGCUGCCAGGCAAGAUCGGGGCUAGGUGGGUAAAGUGGGUCUCUGAAUUGCGCAUCUCCAACUUGCCUAGCGAUGCGGAACCUAUGAAGGAAGAUUACAAGAUCAUUCUACCGCCCCAUGGUGAUGUACAAGCUGCGGAUGAGCAGCGUGAAAAGCUCCUCAGCGCUGCUGAGCCUAUCAUGAGAUUGGGAGUUGGCUCCGCUAUUGCGAGUCCAAAUGAUGGUGAUCGUGUGACUUCUGAUAUCGUUGCGCGAGGAUACGCCGUCCCGACAGGAGGUGAGUAAAGAUGGUGUUCAACCUGACAUGAUCUUCGCUGAUCGGGACCGCCUUCCUGCAGGUCGACCGAUCAAUCGUGUGGAGAUGCUGGCCGUGCCAGAUGACGCAACUUCCACGAUAGAGGGGAUUCGAGAUGCUGCCGCUGCUCGACCAGCAAGCGAGUGGCAGCAAUGCGAUAGCGAAACAAGUCCAGCAGCGCCGCGUGAACUGGGUGGCGCAACCUGGGGCUGGACCUUGUGGUCCGCGGCUCUCCUCUUGCCAGCGCAAAGUGCUGAUCAUACUUUUGCGCUAGUCGUCCGAGCCUGUGAGUGGUGCGAGGCGGGCAGGGCACAGAUUUAGCCCCGACUUACUGAUCAUCAGCCUUCCUUGCCUUCGCUCCUUGCAGCGACUGAUGCAGAAGGGCAAGAAAAGACAUCUGCCUUCAACCUACGCGGCUUCGGUAACCGCUCAUGGCCAGUUGUGCGCGGAUUGGAGCUGUUGCGCAAUGCGGCGUAA